GAGGAGGGGAGAGCUGCUGCCUCAAUGAUAUCCCCUUCUCUAACACACACAUUCAUGCAAACAUGGUCCCCACAGCACACACACACUCACAAACAUUCACACACAUAGACUCUGGAAGUCAGCUGUUCACCUCUGGAAGCUUCACUGGGAGGAGAUCAACAGCAGUGAAGCUCUGUCUUGGAUGCUGUGUGAGUCUGGUGGUGUGAAGUGUGUGUGCACGAGGUCUUGACAUUGUGUGUUUGGACUCUCAGGUGGCUGUCACUGUCAGUAGCGUGAAGGAGUGUCAACGCCGGGGCUGCUGGGAAUUUCAGCGUUUUUUUCCUCUUUUUCCUCUACUAGCUGUCUGGAGUACGAGUGGAUGUUUCUGAGGCUGCAAGCCGGAGCAGAGUGCUUAUUUCAGUAUUUACAGCCAAGGAGGAGGGGGUGAGGAACAGCUGUGAGGAGGGGGGCGUCUUGCACUGCAGCAUCAGACCAGCAGCUUUUGUUGUUCAACCUUUUUUUGCACAUAUUCCUUACCCAGUGGCAGCAGCAGCAGCAGCAGUGGCAGCAGCAUUUCCAUCAGAUCAGGCUGUUUUCAGCAAUGGAUUACUGCGCCUCCCGCCUGCUGAGGGGAAAAGAUGCUGAUCUAAGAGGAAGUGGAGGCUUUGCUGCUGGAGCUGCAGACACGGCGAGGAACUUUGGGAUUACACAAGGUACUCAGAUGAUGGCCAGGCUGAGCUAAACCCUGCCCCCCUCCUUCUCCCCUCCCCUUUCCCCUCCAGUCCAAACAUGAACUCUUCCUCUGAUGCGAACCAAAGUGGUUCUCCCCCAUUUUGCCUGCUCAGCACCAUCAGUUCAUCCUACAGCCUGAACACCUGCAUGCUGGAGGUGGUCGUCAUCCUCUUCCUUACUGUACUCAUCAUCACAGGGAACCUGGUGGUGAUCUUUGUCUUCCACUGCGCCCCACUGCUGCAUCACCACACCACCAGCCACUUCAUCCAGACCAUGGCGUAUGCUGACCUGCUGGUGGGCGUGAGCUGUUUGGUCCCCUCGCUGUCCCUUCUCCACUACCUUAACAGACUGAAUGAGGAGCUCACCUGUAAGGUGUUUGGCUACAGUGUGUCUGUGCUGAAGAGCGUCUCCAUGGCGUCACUGGCAUGCAUCAGUGUUGACCGUUACAUCGCCAUCACCCGCCCUCUCUCCUACGCCACGCUGGUGACGCCGUGCCGGCUCAGAAUUUGCAUCAUCCUGAUCUGGGUUUACUCUGCUCUCAUUUUCUUGCCAUCCUUCUUCGGGUGGGGGAAGCCUGGUUACCAUGGAGACAUUUUUCAGUGGUGUGCCGAUUCCUGGAAGACCAACCCGGGGUUCAGCACCUUCAUCGUGGGGUUGCUCUACGCUCCAGCUGCGCUCACCGUCUGCUUCACCUAUGCCAGCAUCUUCAGGAUCUGUCGGCAGCACACGAGGGAGAUCACCCAACGCCAUGCUCGCUUCAGCUCCCAGCUGGAGAGUGAGAAAGGUGAGCAAGGGGAGCGCUGUGAGGGACACCCAGACAAACGCUAUGCCAUGGUGCUGUUUCGCAUCACCAGUGUCUUCUACGUGCUGUGGAUGCCGUACAUCUUCUACUUCCUACUGGAAAGUGCCGGGCUUUACCAACACAAGGUGGCAUCCUUUCUCACGACAUGGCUGGCGAUUAGCAACAGCUUCUGUAACUGUGUCAUCUACAGCCUUUCUAACAGCGUCUUCCAGAGAGGGCUGAGCCGCCUCUUUAGUUCGCUGUUUGCUUCCUGCCUCGGCUGCACGGUCGCCAAAAAGGCCCCGACCCCUGUCAGCCCCCGUCCAGACCCUCGCUGCCAAGUCUGAGCCCUGACCAUGAUGGAUCUGGUCUGAUUUCUGUGGAGGUGUCGGGCUACAACAGCAUGACACAGGUCUUUUUGGUCCUGCAGUGAAACAUGCUGAGGACCCCCACCCGGUGCACAGAGAGGUGCCCAUGCAGAUGCUCGUGGUCACCUGAGAUGAUGAUUUGUGGAGAGAGGAGGCCUUGCAGAGCUCUACAAGGAUCUUAAGCUGGAGAAGUGGAACUAAGACCACUGAGACCACUGAGAUGCAGAUCAUAUUUAAGUCUCUAAAAUCUGCAAAAUGUUUGUUUUUUCAGGGUAGAACAAAGUGAUGCAAAAAAUGUGGAAACUGACUAUCAAUCUGUUUCCUAAGGGAACACCCCGAUGCUAAUGGGAGUUAGAAAACAGGAAAAUCAGCCUGUCUGUGUGAGUGAGAGUUCAAAAUGAACUCUGACCUGUUUCCCAGGGAGCUGAGGUUUAUUCAGGAGCUCCUGUAUGUUUUAUCUCUCUUCUGAAGUCUGCUAGGGUUUAAAGCUUCCUGUAUGUUUACACAGUCUGUGGUUUCACAUGAAAAUGUUAGUUUAAGAAUUAGCUUUACACUGAAAGAUGGCAACUGACCCGGGCAGAUUUGACCUGGUGGAUGAUGAAAAGUGUUAAUGUGGAGAGUUGAAUAUUCCAUUUGAGUUCCCUCCUCAGGUUUACCAGCCACUAUUCGUUCAGCCUUUAAUCUGGGCUCAAAGUUCACAACUUCUGAAACACAAGCCACGUUUAGCGUUGUAAGAUAAUCACCUCCUGACCCUGUGGAGUGCCUGCCGUCUGUGCUGUUAUGAGCACUGACUGACUUCAUUGUGGUCAGGAACGUUAGAGCUGGUGUCUCUUUUCAGCCUCUAGCAGCUGAUGGAUGGUCAGAUCAUUGCAAAGUGUUUUUUGAGCAUCACACGGCCGGCCUAAGAGAGAGCGAGGGUCAGAGCACUUAUGAAGAGCCUGUGCUUCUUCAUGUAAAUACACUUGAAGAUCUAAAUCGAUCACACGGUGGCGAAAAACAGACCUGUUUGAAGGUCCCCAAAUCCUGUGUGGAUUAUGUUUGUAGGAUAACUCAGCCAAGUGGUCAGACAUGCUGCACUAAAAACUAAACCUGACCGUUUUCCACCCUGUAAAGUAAAAAAGUGUUUUUCAUUGUGCUGCAGAAAACUGUGGAUCACUUCAGGUGGAGUUUGGUUUUAAAGUCACAAUAAAAUGACAGUUUGAGGGGCGUCUUGCUCUAGAUUUGCCACUUUUAUGACUGAAAAAGGAAAUAUGAGGGAGGAUUGUUCGGUCAAACUUUACUGAACCUUUUUACUUCAGAAUAUAGAUGCCGUAGAAACGAAAAACCAAUGUUUUAUGUGCUUUCUUAGGGUUAUUUUUUCUAAUGGUGUGGGCCUCUUAGUGAUGCAGUGAGAGGAAGCUUAUAUGCAACAACUCAUUUGCAGUCUAAAUAAUGAAGUACGACUGAAAUUCUUACCUGUCUGCAUGACAAUUUUGCAGAAAUAUUUAAAAACAACUGUCCUUAGGUUGCAGCACACUCAUAUUUUUCUCAUCAUUGCAACAAGACGAAACUUGAAUGCAACUUCUCAUUUGCUGUUUGAAUCACUUGAUUCAAUAUCAAAGGCUCACAACAUCUUAAUAUGAUAACAAGUCUUUGAUGCUCAGAUUAGGAAGUCAAACAGCUCCUAAUUCCAGAAAAAUCUAAUUUUAUAUUGCUGGUAAAUCAAAUUUCUUCCCUAGUAAACUGUUUAAACCUAAACUGUCUUUUUCCUGACCUAACAUCUGGAGAAAUCAUGAUGGCAUUUUACUAUUCUGCCCGGAAGAUAUUUCACUGACCAGACCUUGAACGCAUCAUAAUCUAGCCUUAUGCCACCUCAUUAGCUAACCAGCCUUUUAGAUUAGAUUAGAUCAGAAAAUGUACUGCUUGGAUACAAGUAUUGAUGAGCUUCAAUUCUGCUGGCCAGAUUUAAAGUUGCAGGAGCAUCUACAGUUUCUACAUCAUCUCUAGUCUCCCUCUCUUUAACCCCAGAGUACUAAAUCUGGGGCAGUGAGCAGGGUGGCAUGAGAUGAUGGUCUUUGUCGGGCCUAUGUCGCCUUGAUCUAGUCCACUGCAGCUAAAACAAGCUACACUGCUUUGCCUGAAGACCUAUCCUUUUGUACUUUGAUAGGUCCAGGAUGGUAUCACUUUUGGUCCUGUUGUAUUGCAACAGCAGGGAUACUGUUACACCCUUACCCUAUAGCACAGAAAUUCAACAUUUUUUGCAGCAAUUAAACACAGAAGAAUAAAAAAUGGAGUAAACCUGCAGCCUUAUAUUAUAAUUUCAGGUAAAAUACACAUUUACCUCUUGUUUUUUUUAAAGGUGUAUUUCUGCAAAGCUCAGAGAAAAGGGACAGAGGUCAACAUGUAUAGUCUUGCAGAAGGCUUGCUUAUGUUUACAGGACAGAGGACAGACCAUAAAACAAGGAGAGAGAGAAAAGGGGCUUCAGACCGAAGCAGGUUCAGCACCUCCAUAUACAUCAGAACAUACCAUCACUGUGAUCUGUCUGUGUUUGUACACUUCUGACUCAUUGUAAUCCUGUAUUGGUCUCUGGUCUUACACCUCACCCCUGGCCCAGGAUAACGAAAGUAUCUAGAUGACGUGAUUCUGCAAUAACUGAUCAUCAGACCUUUAAAGUUACAGUGACCCCGCUGAGGAGGGUUUGUUUGCUGUUUCCUUCAGGGCUGAUCAAAUAUGCACACAUUAUUAAGGCUCCUUUGAGGAGUUUUUAACCUGUAUUAAAUACACUGAAAUUCAUUUGAGUGCUUUUUCAUAAUAUCCAAAAACUAAAAACAUAACUGGGGACAAGAUUUGCACAUUUUAAUAGCUGGAGUAACGGUAUAGGUGUCAGCAGAGCUGAUGAAACAUCUGCUUGUUUUUGCAGUUUCCAUAUAAAAUACUGAGUGAGCAGACACUAUUUAAAGAAUGUAGAAGACAAGAUAAGCAAAGACUGCUUUGUUCACAGGAGGCAUAAAAUUGAUUUAACCAAAAUUUCCUCACAGGAGCUUUAACUACACAUGAAUCCAAACACAUGAGACCCCAACUCAAUUUUUCCCUCUCUCUAAUGGUAAUUGAAGAAAAUUUGCAUCAUCUCACCUCUUUUUCUUCAUCUUCUUUUUGUUCUGUUAGUUUUGUUUCAAUUGUUUCAUCCUUAGGUUCAGGUCUAAUUAUUAGCCCUCCAAAGCUUUCCUGUCCUCCUCAUGAAGGUGGCCCUGCUUUGUUUAAAAUCCAAAUAUGAAUUUCUGUGUUUUAAAGGGUCCUGUUGGACUUCAUUGUGACUUAAGAAGCUGUUUGUUUCAUGAAAUGGUGCAUUUAGGGGUAAAAUUCUGAGCUGUUUCAGAGUCAGUGGACCCACCCUCCUCCUCAGAGGGUAUUGAAGGUAUUAAAUUGAUCCCACCGCCCCUCUUUGUUUUAUUUAUUCAUAAUUUCUCCACCACUACACCACCAGUGUGUGUUUUUGUACAGUAUCCACGGUAAAAGUGUUUGACUCCUGCCUGAUUCAUUGUGAAAGUUGUUUCACUGUUGAACUUUAAACUGCAUGAUCCUGGACCAGUGUUCUUGUCUCAUGAUGCUUCUGAGACUGACUGUACUCUUUGUCUUUGUAUCCAAACUUCUGUUGUGUAACCUGGACGGCUUACUGUGUUUACCAUGAGGGCCCAGGGCUCCUGUUUGCAGGCAGAGAAAAAAACAAACAAGAAAAACAAGUCUGACCUGCAGGAAGCCUGUGAUCUUCUGCUGCUGCUGUCAGGGCGGAAUGAUGCAGGAAGUUUCAAACAGACAAAAGUAUUUCUAUUUAAAGCUGUACAGUGAGAGUCUGAUGAAUACAGUGUUAAAGGUUGAACUCCCCGCACAAGUCCUACCGUAAACGCUGUCAAUGUUUGAGUUUUUCUGUCAUUGUCUCCUGACAGCAGCUGGAUGCUGCUCAUCUGUGGGAGUCAGUGCAAUAAAACUUUCUCUUCAUACAAAACAGAUCAUCAACAGCAGAAGAAAACCUGAGUGAAAGGGCUUUAACUAUCUUUACUCUGAUAGAGCAUGUGAUCUGGACAGAUGCUGUUAUGAGUGUGCUGCAGAUUCUUGUAAAUAUGGAGGUUUAACUGUG
This is a messenger RNA of Xyrichtys novacula (pearly razorfish), 5975 nucleotides long. Lineage: Eukaryota; Metazoa; Chordata; Actinopteri; Labriformes; Labridae. The record is from the annotation of a GenBank genome assembly.